GCGCUCCCGGGAGGCAGCGGCGGCGGCAGUAUCCAGAGCAUCAGCAGUCUUGGCAGCAGCCCGGCAGCCUCGGGCGGGGUCGGUUGUCGGGCCGACGACAGACAGAGGUCGCCGGGGGCGAGCGGCCUGACCUCCCAGCGGGCCAUGGAGGGCUCCUCGUUCGGCGCGGGUCGUGCGGGGGCCGCCCUGGACCCCGUGAGCUUCGCUCGGCGGCCGCAGACCCUGCUGAGAGUGGCCUCCUGGGUGUUCUCCAUCGCCGUGUUUGGGCCUAUAGUCAACGAGGGCUACGUGAACACCGACAGCGGCCCGGAACUGCGCUGCGUCUUCAAUGGGAACGCGGGUGCCUGCCGCUUUGGCGUCGUGCUGGGACUCGGGGCUUUUCUAGCCUGCGUCGCCUUCCUGCUGCUCGACGUGCGCUUCCAGCAGAUCAGCAGUGUCCGCGACCGUCGCCGCGCUGUGCUCCUGGACCUGGGCUUCUCAGGUCUCUGGUCCUUCCUGUGGUUUGUGGGCUUCUGCUUCCUCACCAAUCAGUGGCAACGCACCGCACCAGGACCCGGCACCACACAGGCUGGGGAUGCGGCCCGGGCUGCAAUCGCUUUCAGCUUCUUCUCCAUUCUCAGCUGGGUGGCGCUCACCGUGAAGGCCCUGCAGCGGUUCCGACUGGGCACCGACAUGUCACUCUUUGCCACAGAGCAGCUGGGGACUGGGGCAGGCCAGGCCUACCCUGGCUACCCAGUGGGCAGUGGCGUGGAGGGCACCGAGACCUACCAGAGCCCACCCUUUACCGAAACCCUGGACACCAGCCCCAAAGGGUACCAAGUGCCUGCCUAUUAAAGGUUGGCAGGUGCAGACAAGGGCUCAAAAGCCACCCCACCAAUUCAGGCCCCAAGGCCUCCUGGGACCUCCCUCAGAUCAUGCCCACCCAGUGCCAGGGACACAGGGGAUGGCCACUGUGGGUUUCCGUUGGCCAAGUAGAUGAAGUCCUUCGGGGGUUCCUGAGCUGUCCCCACCAAGCCCCUCAACAAGAGGGUCCAGACCUGAGCUCCUGUAAGAGGGCAGCACAGCCUAGGGUGGGUUACAGAAAAAGAGGCAGUCUCUUCAGGGGCCAGGUAACCUGGGCUUACCUGUUUAUUCCAAGGUCAGAGGUCCAGCUGCCCUACACAGCCUGGUGCUGGGCUUCCCAGGCCCAGGGGUAAGGACACUAACCUCACCUUGAGGCCAGAGAUUAUGGCCACUGUUCCCCAUCCCCAGUCCUAUGGAUAGUGACUACCUUUGCUGCUGUCUUGGUUUGCCCUGUCUGGAGCCUCCCUCCAUUUCCACUCAUAGACUUUAGAGCAGCCUGGCCUAUUAGUGUUGUCGUGAUUGUGGUCAAGUCUUCCAGUUUCAUCUCAUAGUGCCCCAUAAGCUGCCCCUCUCUGUGGGCCAUUCUGGCCAGGAAGGCACAAGACAACUGUGGUUCUGGGCAACAGCCCUUCAGUAAGACCUUGCCUAAGGGAAGAGUGGAACACCUGGGUGCCAGGCAAGACAUAGUUCUCAUCAGGAAAGAGUCCCGAAGCUUCCACCUGCCAACAGUGCCCCCAGAGACAGCCAUUCCUGCAAACUGUCUUACUUUGGCUUCCUGGACCAGUUUCUCCCUCCCAACCCUAUACCUUGUUUCAAGGCCCAGCCCUAUGGGGGAUUUUCGUGUGUAGCUGACUAUUCAUGCAUUGCACAAAGCUGGCUUUUCACAUAAAGUUAAACCUGACAUGUUGCCAUAUUUCAUUCUUACAGACAGAUGCCUCCCUCUGGAGUUGCGGUUGAGUGACAUCUCUAUACAUUGUAGCAUAGAACAAUUAUUUAAGUGAUAUUUAAGUGAAUAUGUUUACAGUUUUUGUAUAUAUGGAUAUCUUCUGAAAGAACAAUCCAUGAUUGUGUAUUUUUAGUGUCCCAUAUUCUGACUGCAACUUCUUUACAAUAAA
Octodon degus (degu) is the source of this 1958-nucleotide messenger RNA. It is a transcript of the gene Syngr3, whose product is annotated as synaptogyrin 3. The transcript has 4 exons. Gene Ontology annotation, cellular component: synaptic vesicle membrane; neuromuscular junction. Lineage: Eukaryota; Metazoa; Chordata; Mammalia; Rodentia; Octodontidae. The coding region runs from base 145 to 834 and encodes 229 amino acids. The record is from RefSeq and is a predicted model, not a curated record.